AUGAUACCUUUCCCUCACUGGGGUUCUGAAUUCUUGCACAGGUUUUGUGGUGUAAGGAAUUCUUUUGUCAAGCGAACUACCACAGGAAAGCAUGUGAGCUCAAUGCCCCCAAAGCCUACAAAUAGUGUUGUAGCACCUGCAGUGCCAAAACCUAGUAGUGCUCCAAAAGGGCAAUCUUCUAUGGUUCGACAGCAAGAUCUACCUGAACCAUCCGAUCAAGUGAAAGAAACAGGCAUUAAAGCUGAGAAGGACAAUGCCCCGGUCUUGGAUAAAACUGUUAAUGCUCCGUCUGUCAAAGAGCCAUCAGUUGGUGUGCAUGCAAAUAAAACCAAAGCUCAGAACGGGAAGUCCCUACCCAGUAAUGGUGCAUCCCUGUCUACAAUGUGGGGCCGUGCAUCUGCAAAACCCAAGGCUCCAGCUGUCACUAAAGCUAAAGAUCUACCAAGUGUAGCUGUUACAGCUGAUGCACAGAUAUGUGCAAAAGAAGAAGCAGAUGCUGAUAGUAGCGAUGAUGAAAAAAGUGCACACUACAAGCGGGCCUCUAAUGGUGGAAGUAACAGAAAGAGAAGAGCGAUCUUUGAUUGUUCAGAUGAUGAUGAUGACGACGAUUUUGUAGCCAUUGCAUCUCCAGAGCCACCAAAACAGCAUGCCAGAAAUCCUGUCACUGAAGCUGCACAAGACAAUAUAUCAGAACAGAAGAAAGUGGAAAGCAAACAGGAUACAGUCAGCGACGUGAAAAGCUUCAAAAAAGGGACCGAUUCUGAGUUUACCUCUGAAUGUAAAACUGGAAGUGACAAUGGCAACGGUUCUGGGAUCACCUUAAAAGAAAAGGCCAAUGAUCCACCAAUUGAUGGAAAUAAGAAGGAUCAUGCUGCUGAGACAGCUUCCACCUCGCCUAAAAGAAGGAAGGUCUUAAAGACACGUAUAGAUGAGCGGGGGAGAGAAGUAACUGAGGUUGUCUGGGAAGGCGAAGCUCCUGCAAGUGAUAAGGCAGAGAAAAAUGUUACCACUACUGAUGCCACUAACAGGCCAACUCUUCCAAGCAAGCCACAGCCAGCAGCAAACACUGACAAGAACAAUGCUCCAAGCAAAACAGCAGGCAGCAAGAAACCUGCCAAGGCUGCUGCCCCCAAGCAAGGAAAGAACAUAAUGUCAUUCUUCAAGAAGGUAUAAUAGCCCGUGUCCUUUCAUCUGGUGAUUGAGCAAGCCGUCUCUUUCCAAGCACCCGUUGCAGCUGAACUGGCUCUACCUGAACAUCACCUCGGACAAGGGCUCGCUCACCAAGCAGGCUGUACGUUGUAGCUUUUCUUUUAAGUAAGCUGUAGCAUUUUGUGUUUGUAGUAGUCAGUAUUGGUUUGUUCUUCCCGGUUCAGAAUUCAAGACGAGCUAAAAUCACGCUCUGCGGUCGGUAGGAAUCUUGCUGAUUUUACUGAAUGGGCAUCCUGUUUCAGAAUUCAGAGUGUUCUCUAGCUGUA
Molecule: messenger RNA, 1475 nt
Organism: Triticum dicoccoides
Lineage: Eukaryota; Viridiplantae; Streptophyta; Magnoliopsida; Poales; Poaceae
Product: protein IWS1 homolog A-like
Exons: 4
Coding region: 1-1173 (390 amino acids)
Biological process (GO): nucleotide-excision repair, DNA gap filling; DNA replication; DNA synthesis involved in UV-damage excision repair
Cellular component (GO): delta DNA polymerase complex; nucleus
Molecular function (GO): DNA-directed DNA polymerase activity
Source: RefSeq, a predicted model, not a curated record